This is a messenger RNA of Colletotrichum siamense, 348 nucleotides long. RefSeq lists its product as uncharacterized. The record is from RefSeq and is a predicted model, not a curated record. The coding region runs from base 1 to 348 and encodes 115 amino acids. The transcript has 2 exons. Lineage: Eukaryota; Fungi; Ascomycota; Sordariomycetes; Glomerellales; Glomerellaceae.
AUGCAUUUCACCAACGUUCUCAACAUCGUCCUCACCCUCGGCGCUGCCGCAGGAGCCUCUGCCGCAGCGGUUGCUCCUCGUGCCAACCGCAAGGCCAACGAGUUCUCCAGCGGCACCUGCAACUUCAACGUCGACGUCACGAUGGACGACACUAGCCACUCCGUCUACUUCGCCUCCGGCCCGUGGUACUUCUUCGAUGGCAAGACCGGCAACGGCGGUGGCUGCACCGGCAACCUGCUGGGAAGAUGGAACAACGACAACGACCAUCCGUGUGUGAACUUGGACGGCAGAGAUGGUGACAACCGCCGUAUCCAGUGUGUCAGAUGGGGUUCUGCCGAGAGAAACUAA